UCCUCCGCCUGCAGCCAGAUAACAGUCCCAACAGUUAGAUCAAGUACCAGCUAGUCCACCACCGCAACCUGAUGGGCACAUCUUCUCCACAGCCCUGAAAUACUUUCUUUAGUGUGUUUCGGGUAGUCAGCGGACUCAAGUUUGGGCAGAAAGUUACAGUAGAUAUUUGGUAGUAUGUAAAUUAGUUCUUUUGAGAUACUGUCGAAAAAGAGGAAGGCUGUAGGGGAGAGAAAGGGGGGACGCAGCCGUCUCACUUCCAGCGCGCAGCGGCGGCAAAAGGCACCAUGAGCGUCCCGCUUUACGCACCGACUCCCAUCCAGCCGACUCACCCGACACCCUUCUAUAUCGAGGACAUUCUGGGGAGGACUGCCACCACCUCCUCCACCUCCUCUCCCUCUUCUUCUUUCUCCUCCGCCUCCUCCUCCUGCUCCGCUCCGGUCAUCCCCACACCGACUCUCCCGUCGCCCAACUCCUCCUUUACAAGUCUCAUCUCGCCGUACCGGACGCCGAUUUAUGAACCCACACCGAUCCACCCGGCGCUGUCUCACCACGCCGCUGCGGCGCUGACGGCGACGUACGCCUCCGCCGGUACUUUCGCCGGCUCCAUCUACCCCUUCCACCACCAGCACCACCGCUCCAUGGGGGAGUACGCACAGGCGCUGCUGAGGCACGACCCUCUCGGCAAGCCUCUGCUGUGGACUCCCUUCAUCCAGCGGCCCUUACAUAAAAGAAAGGGCGGUCAGGUCCGGUUCUCUAAUGACCAGACGAUCGAGCUGGAGAAGAAGUUUGAGACGCAGAAAUACCUCUCCCCUCCGGAGAGGAAACGACUGGCCAAGAUGCUGCAGCUCAGCGAGAGACAGGUUAAAACCUGGUUCCAAAAUCGACGAGCGAAAUGGCGAAGACUAAAACAGGAACAUCCGCAGGGAGGUAAGAGGGAGGUGGAGGAUGACAGUUCCGCCGGGAGGAGUCAAAAAGGAGACGAGACGACCGAGUCUUCCGGGAUCCAGAGCCCGGAGCACAGACAGACAAUCCUGGCCUCCGAGCUGGAGCAGCCGGACCGCUGCGUGCGCUCCGUGUCCCCGCAUCAGCCCCACACAGAGCCGGACUCCGACGUGUCAGACGACACAGACCAGGAGCUGGACAUAGAGGACGACGCCGAGUUCCCACUGAACCCCUAGUCUGAACCACAGGCUCCACACAGACACUGGAUCCACUCGGACAUUCGGAGCUGGAUGAUGAAGAUCACUGGACACUUCAGCCUGUUCGUUCACCUUCACUGUGGUCGUUUGACGCCAGCAUGACAGACAGGAUGAUAGACUAGUCUCUGAUGUAAUAUUUAGGUAAAAAAUCCAUCCCAGAAAUCUAGCAUUUCACCAUCAUCCAGUGCCUUUCACACAGGACUGUCAUCUCCAUUUACUCUUUUCUUUUUGUAUAUAAUGCGUUCUACUGUGUUUUCCUGUGCGUGCGGAUCACUGUAGAUGAACAGCAGGCCUAUAGAUUCGUUGCUCCUGUACUGUUUGUCGUUUUGGAUGAUACACGCUCUUCAGGCCGCUGCCUUAAAAUGUGAUAUUCCAUUAAAUAAUCAAUGCAGGCCACACUGUGUUUUGUUGGGUGACAUCUAAUAAACUAUUUUUGUGGUAAGAAAUCACUUUCUGA
This is a messenger RNA of Siniperca chuatsi (mandarin fish), 1656 nucleotides long. It is a transcript of the gene hhex, whose product is annotated as hematopoietically expressed homeobox. The transcript is spliced from 4 exons. Bases 285 to 1178 code for a protein of 297 amino acids. Gene Ontology annotation, molecular function: DNA-binding transcription factor activity, RNA polymerase II-specific; RNA polymerase II cis-regulatory region sequence-specific DNA binding. NCBI's taxonomy places the organism in Eukaryota, Metazoa, Chordata, Actinopteri, Centrarchiformes, Sinipercidae. Gene Ontology annotation, biological process: regulation of transcription by RNA polymerase II; cell differentiation. The record is from RefSeq and is a predicted model, not a curated record.